AUGGGAGAGUCGUCGGAUGAGGUUUGGUCUGCUCCCAUAACGCCUAGACUGCCGGCAUCAGUAGCUCCGACGCCGCCCAUAGUAUCAUGUCCUCCGUCGCAGUUCCACUCGCCGUCGAUGUCUAGAUCACCGCUGUUGACGAUGGGGGAUCAUCCUGGGGGAACAGCCAGUGCGCCGUUCAGAACCCCAAAGUCGCGAACACCACGCUUCAUUACUCCUUUCAUAACUCCGUUGGGAAGCCCGCUGAGGAAGGCUCUUAAAAUGACGAAGCUAGACCCGCAAGAUGCAUGGCUCCCUAUCACCCAGUCAAGAAACGGAAACGCUUAUUAUGCUGCCUUUCACACUCUGUGCUCUGGAAUUGGUAUUCAAGCCCUUGUUCUUCCUGUUGCCUUUACCGUUCUCGGCUGGGCAUGGGGAAUCAUCUGCUUAACAGUAGCAUUUAUAUGGCAGCUGUACACACUAUACGUAAUGGUUCAACUCCAUGAGAACGUGGAAUCUGAAGUUCGAUACAGCAGAUACAUGCAGUUAGCUAACGCAACCUUUGGUGAAAGAUUGGCAAAACUGUUUGCGGCAUUCCCAAUCAUGUAUCUAUCAGCAGGUACGUGCACAACUCUGAUCAUCAUCGGAGGUUCAACGUCCAAGAUGCUUUACCAGACGCUGUGCGGAGCGACGUGUACCUCCAAACCAUUAACAAACGUGGAAUGGUACUUGGUGUUUACGUGCGCCGCCGUCGUCCUCUCUCAGCUCCCAAACUUGAACUCCAUUGCCGGAGUGUCCCUGCUUGGUGCUCUUACCGCCAUCGCAUACUGUACCCUCAUAUGGGCUGUGUCCGUGGCCGAGGGUAGGCUCCCCAACGUCUCCUAUGAUCCCCUCAGGAAAGGCAAACAGAUCGCCAGGAUUUUCGACGUUCUCAAUGCUCUUGGUAUCAUAGCUUUUGCCUUUAGAGGCCACAAUCUCAUACUCGAGAUACAGGCAACAAUGCCUUCAGAUGAAAAACAUCCGUCGCGAGUACCGAUGUGGAGGGGCGUGAAGUUUGCAUACAUACUUGUAGCAACGUGUUUGUUUCCUCUGGCGAUAGGCGGCUACUGGGCUUACGGUCAACUCAUCCCUGCAAACGGUGGGAUGUUAACAGCGCUUUACGCAUUCCACAGCCAAGACGUAGCCAGGGGUGUACUAGGCCUCAUCAGUUGUUGCGUUAUAAUUAACGCCAUAAGCUCCUUCCAAAUCUACGGAAUGCCCAUGUUCGACGACAUUGAAUCAAUCUACACCACCAAGUGUAAGAAGGAAUGCCCCUGGUGGCUCCGAGCCUUCAUCCGGACUUUCUUCGCCUUCGUCUGCUUCUUUAUUGCCGUCGCCAUUCCCUUCUUGGCCAGCUUUGCUGGUCUCAUCGGAGGAAUCGCAUUGCCCGUCACUUUUGCUUAUCCAUGUUUCAUGUGGCUUAAGGUCAAGAAACCUAAGACUUACGGUCCAAUGUGGUGGAUGAACUGGACACUGGGUCUCAUGGGGAUGCUUCUUAGCGUACUCCUCAUUGCCGCCGGUCUUUAUGUUGUUAUUGACACGGGUGUUAAUAUUAGUUUUUUUAAGCCCUAGCUAGCUAGCUACUUUAAUUUUCUUGCCUGCCUGCAUGCCAAGCCACCUUUAUUUAUAUUAAUAUUCUUUUUAAACUUUGAUUGAUACA
Molecule: messenger RNA, 1678 nt
Organism: Ipomoea nil (Japanese morning glory)
Lineage: Eukaryota; Viridiplantae; Streptophyta; Magnoliopsida; Solanales; Convolvulaceae
Product: lysine histidine transporter-like 8
Exons: 3
Coding region: 1-1590 (529 amino acids)
Cellular component (GO): plasma membrane
Source: RefSeq, a predicted model, not a curated record